AUGAAUCGUUUGGAUCUGGAAGCUUCUAAAAAGCAGGCAAAGGAUGCCAUUCUUCGAUUAUUGCCACUUCACAUAACGUUCCAGAACUACAUUAUGGAAGGUAUUGACGAAGAGCUUCUGAAAUCGCUCUUCGAAGAUUUAGGUCUCAAGAUCCCUGAGACUACAACCGUCACAUCAAAGCCAGAAGAGAAGAAGUCUGCAACGUCAAAGGUGACAGAGGAGACCAGUAGUCCGAAGGCACUGGACGUCGGCAAGAGAAAUCCUCCAAAAUCUGCUGUCGUCGAUCCAUCCGAAUCCCGGAAGGAUCGAAUCGCCCGUCUGCUUGCUGCCAAAGGGUCAAAACAAAGCUCCACGCCCGCGUCAACACCAGCCGAUGACACGGUUAUUCCAAAAAGUACAAAGUCGAUGGCUACGAGUGCCAAGCCAACAUUGAGUCAGUCAGAAAAGUCUAGGUUGUUACAGCAGAAAAUGGAUGCUCUCAAAAAAGCAAGAGAAGCCGUCACGCAACGAAAUUCCACUCAGCCAGACGAGAGAGAUUUCCGGAAGCGCGAUUCGACUCCAGAGGCACCUUUUCGGACUAGAGGUCAUGAUAAAUCUUUCAGCGCUCCCCAAAACGAUGCUUUGCCAAGUAUUAUCCCAGGGCUGUCAUGGUCACCAAGCAAACAAGGCUCAGAGUUACCUCCGGCUCUGCAGCAAUCUACGGCGACUCUCCAGGUCGCAGAUCUAAGCCAUGUCCGAUCGGCCCCAGCCUUUGAUCAGAAAACGGAGUCUCGACCAUUUCUGAUUGACGUCAGCGAGGGGGAAGGGGACGAUGACGAGCAGGAAAUGGACAUUGACUCUGCAAGUCAAACAGAGACUCCUCCAGAUAUGCCCAACACGCCAAAUCAACAGUAUGAUUCACUGCGAAACGCACAGGCCGCGGCCGAUUCCUCCACAACGCGACAAGUGAGGAGUCCUGCAUCAGCCUCAACGCCGCUGAGGAGCGCAAGCCGAAAUAAUGGCAGCGACUUGGAAAGUAUGAAUAAGCAGAUAGAAGAGAUGAAGAGAAAGAUUGCCGAGGCUGAGGCCCGUAAGAAGGCCAAGGACUCACGACAAGGCUCUCCUGCACUCUAUCAGCCGAAUGACAGUCCUGUCGAGGAUGCUUCCGAUACCACCAGUCGACCGGCAGCACUUUCACGAUCUUACGGCGAGUUGGGACACAGGCCAAGGGCAGCUCGGGGGCCAGGCAAUGAACGGCGCUCGCAGUCUCGCGCCGCAAGUGAACGCCUACCUUUGAUUGAAUCUCGACGCAGAAAGCAACGACUGAAGCUCAAGGCCCUCCAGUUCGAAAUCGCGAGAAUCGAACAAGAGUUGGAAGAAGAUAUGCUUGAAGAAGAGAGGCUAAAAGGAGAACUUUUGACCUCAGAGUCGGACAAAGAGGUGGAGACUGCCGCUCCAGUUGAACGAUCCAGCUCUGAGCCGUUUAAACCGGAACAACCUGAUGAUGUAGAGGAUGUUGUUGGCGAACAGUCACUUCCAUCUCGUGGGUUGCCUGUCGCAAUCGAACCUACCGCCGGCGUUGGUUCGUCGGACGCUGGCAAUGAGGGCGUUGUGAGCACGACGACUCCGCCUGAAGCGAAUGAUAUGAGCCCCAUGACCUGCCCAGCAACUGAGGCGCCGGUCCGGAGCUCCCAAGCCUCCCCUGUGCAUUCGGACAGCCCCGAGGAUGUGGAUAUGGAAGAUGCAGGCUACUCUGCAGACGAAGACGUCGAAGAGAAUUUCGAAGAAGACUAUGAGCCACCAGAGGCUAACACGUCUUCAGCAGCAAGCGCAGUGGCAAGCAACCAUGAUCUUCUAGAGCAAGGCUGUGCUAUGUUAUCGCAGGCUGAGGACGUCCCGAAAGCCGGCCCAGUCACAUCAGAUGCUGGCCCUACUUUCUCAAGUGGCUUUGACUUGCCAGAGCCAGCUUCGACAACUGAACCUGGCGAGCCUGUCACUUCAAAGACUAGCUUUGUUCCCUACGAAACACCACUGCAGUACUUCCAUGCGUAUCGAUUUCACCCCUCGUUCAACAGAGAUGUGGCAGGUGGAUUGCGGUCAUUAACCUACAGUAACGAAAUCGACGUGAAGAAGGAACUUUGCCCUGAUGAUCUGGCGGGACAGAAAUGUCCUAGAGGAAGUCAAUGCGACUUUCAGCACUUUGACACGAUGCAAGCUCCGGAUGACCAGAUCCUGCUUCAACUAGGAGCAGCUGACCAUUACGGCGAGGAGCAGAGGCAAAAGUACAUUGCUGGUCUAACUCAGCUUCUAACCGACUUUCGACGCCGCAAAGUCAAAGAUUUCAACACUGUUGGCCAAGGGAUCAUCGAUUUCCGGGCCAGAUUCCUUGGGGACAGGACCAAAAUUCUACCGUUGGGUAGCGUCAAUCUCUAG
Molecule: messenger RNA, 2412 nt
Organism: Metarhizium album ARSEF 1941
Lineage: Eukaryota; Fungi; Ascomycota; Sordariomycetes; Hypocreales; Clavicipitaceae
Product: Zinc finger, CCCH-type
Exons: 3
Coding region: 1-2412 (803 amino acids)
Molecular function (GO): metal ion binding
Source: RefSeq, a predicted model, not a curated record